UAUUUUGGUGAUUUUAAUGAAUUUUCCGAAUUUUAAUUGAAAUUUAUAUUUACCGUAGUCAGAUACUGCACAAAAUUUCUCCGUACCAAAAGGUCAAGAGCUGGCAGAGCGUGCUCUCGCCUGCGCGCAAAACCUGUUUGUAAAAAUGUCUGUAACAAAACUAUCCCUCAACUUCACCAUUGAGUUGUUGUUAAGGCCAACCCUCAAAUUUUAAUUAGAUCUGCUUUGUUUUUAAGGUAUUAGAACGUUAAUAUUUUUCUCUGAGCACAGAGAUAGUUCAAGCUUGACGGGAGAUUUACAAUGAUAAAGACUCUAGUCCCACCUUGCGAAGCAUUGAAGUUACCCGUUGCAAAGGUUUCUGGGACUAAGCACUCCAAGCAGUUAAAGUACAAAGGGUUGAGAAUGGAGCUGACUAUAACUCAACCUGAUGAUUGGCAUCUUCACCUUCGAGAUGGUGACCUUCUUAAAGCUGUUGUUCCACACAGUGCAAAUUAUUUUGGAAGGGCAAUUGUAAUGCCAAAUUUGAAACCCCCCGUCACCAGCACAGAUGCUGCUGUUGCUUAUCGUGAAUCCAUCAUGAAAGCUCUGCCCACUGACAGCAAAUUCACUCCACUUAUGACACUUUAUUUGACGGAUACCACUAGUCCCCAUGAGAUCAAGCUUGCAAGAAGAAGUGGGGUUGUAUUUGCUGUUAAGUUGUAUCCUGCUGGUGCUACAACAAAUUCUCAAGAUGGUGUUACGGAUCUAUUUGGGAAAUGUUUACCUGUUCUUGAGGAAAUGGCUGAGCAGAAUAUGCCAUUGCUGGUUCAUGGGGAGGUUACAGAUCCUAAUGUUGACAUAUUUGAUCGUGAGAAGGUCUUCAUUGACACCAUUUUACGACCUCUGAUUGAAAGGCUUCCAAAGCUAAAGGUUGUGAUGGAGCACAUAACUACUAUGGAUGCUGUUAAAUUUGUUGAAUCUUGCAAUGAGGGGUUUGUAGCAGCCACUGUUACUCCACAGCAUCUUCUUCUCAAUAGAAAUUCUAUCUUUCAAGGAGGACUACAGCCACACAAUUAUUGCCUUCCGGUACUAAAAAGAGAGAUUCAUAGGCAAGCUAUCGUUUCAGCCAUUACCAGUGGAAGUAAAAGAUUUUUCCUUGGAACUGAUAGUGCUCCUCAUGAGAGAAGGAAAAAAGAAUGUCCUUGUGGAUGUGCUGGCAUUUACAAUGCCCCUGUCGCAUUGUCAAUGUAUGCCAAGGUUUUUGAAGAGAUGGGUGCCCUCGACAAGCUAGAGGCAUUUACAAGUUUCAAUGGACCAGACUUCUAUGGGCUUCCAAGAAAUACAUCAAAGAUUAAAUUGAGAAAAGCUUCAUGGAAGGUGCCUGAGGCUUUCUCAUUUUCAUUCGGAGAUAUCGUUCCAAUGUUUGCAGGCAAUACACUUGAAUGGCAGCCAUCCUUCAUUUGAUAUACUGCAAUAAUAUAUAGAGAUUUUUCUGUUCAUUUGUUUGUUCUGCCAACACAGAAUAGUUGUUCUAUGAAAUGGUUGAUUUGUAUCAGAUGUUUCUGCUAGAAUCAAUUGAAUUUUUCUUUUUACUAUGCACUUGAGUCUUUUAGUGUACGCAGCUUGGUCAGCAUUAUUAUAAAGACUACAUUUUUCUUCA
Molecule: messenger RNA, 1639 nt
Organism: Mangifera indica (mango)
Lineage: Eukaryota; Viridiplantae; Streptophyta; Magnoliopsida; Sapindales; Anacardiaceae
Product: dihydroorotase, mitochondrial-like
Exons: 8
Coding region: 301-1443 (380 amino acids)
Biological process (GO): pyrimidine nucleotide biosynthetic process; 'de novo' pyrimidine nucleobase biosynthetic process
Cellular component (GO): chloroplast; cytoplasm
Molecular function (GO): dihydroorotase activity
Source: RefSeq, a predicted model, not a curated record